Molecule: messenger RNA, 5164 nt
Organism: Poeciliopsis prolifica (blackstripe livebearer)
Lineage: Eukaryota; Metazoa; Chordata; Actinopteri; Cyprinodontiformes; Poeciliidae
Gene: gfra1a
Product: gdnf family receptor alpha 1a
Exons: 11
Coding region: 408-1952 (514 amino acids)
Biological process (GO): nervous system development
Cellular component (GO): external side of plasma membrane; signaling receptor complex
Molecular function (GO): signaling receptor activity
Source: RefSeq, a predicted model, not a curated record
CGCAGCAGCAGCGCGGCAGCAGCAACAUCCUAGUGGCUGGACUCGGGGAGGACGCAUGCUGUCAGACCGGAUCUCCUGAUCCUGGUUGUCUUUUGUGUCCCGCUGCGUUUGAGCGGACCAGUCCGAACGGGAAAGCGGGAGGAAACAAAACGAAAAAAGAAAAUACUCUAAAAGCUUUUGAGUUGGGAAUACUGAAAAAGUGACAGAAGCUGGACACUUUUUCCCUGUUCGUUGUGGUUUCCUUUUUGGGGGGAUUUAUUGUUCGUAUGAGUCGAGCUGGGAUCUGUUCUCCACAGCGGAGCUCACGCCGUGUCUGGUCCAUGGAUUUCUAUACUUCUCUGGGAAUUAAACUGCGUCGCUUUUGAGUUCCUUUCAUUCUCUUUCGACGCGGGUUGUUGUUCGACACCAUGAUCUUCGCGCUGUUGUAUUUUCUGCCUCUUUUAGAUGUGCUGAGCUGCGCGGAGGAGAACCUGCGCGCUGGCGCCUCUCGGCUGGACUGCGUGCGGGCCAGCGAGCAGUGUCUGCGGGAGCAGGCGUGCAGCACUAAGUACCGCACCAUGAGGCAGUGCGUGGCCGGUGCCAAGGAGAGCAACUUCACCCAGGUGACCGGCGUGGAGGCCAGGGACGAGUGCCGCAGCGCCAUAGAGGCGCUCAAGCAGAGCCCGCUGUACAACUGCCGGUGCAAAAGGGGCAUGAAGAAGGAGAAGAACUGCCUGCGGAUUUACUGGGGGAUCUAUCAGACGUUACAAGGUAACGACUUCUUGGAGGAGUCUCCGUAUGAACCGGUGAACAAACGUCUGUCAGACAUCUUCCGCCUGGCUCCCAUCCUGGAGGGUGGGGAACCAUGGAGCAGCUCUGCCACUUCAGCUCCAGGCAGGGGGCCUGCCCAGGGCAGAGUGUCCCAGGCAAGAGAGGCUACUCUGGGCAGAGGGAGCCCCUCCAUGGAGCUUCAGGAUCCCAGUAGAAACAGGAGGGCUCAUCCCAACUGGGCCAUAUUGGGAGAGCCUGCGGUUGCCCGAGAGAACAACUGCCUGACGGCGGCCAAGGCCUGCAACCUGAACGAUACGUGCAAGAAGUACCGGUCAGCCUACAUCAGCCCCUGCACCAGCCGCGUUUCCACCGCAGAGAUCUGCAACAAACGGAAGUGCCACAAGGCGCUGCGGCAGUUCUUUGACAAGGUUCCUCCAAAGCACAGCUACGGCAUGCUGUUCUGCUCCUGCCCUGUCAGCGACCAGACGGCUUGCUCCGAACGCAGGCGUCAAACCAUCGUCCCUGUCUGCUCAUACGAGGAAAAGCAGAUGCCAAACUGUCUGGAGCUGCAGGCCUCCUGCAGGACCAACUACAUCUGCAGGUCCCGACUGGCUGACUUCUUUGUAAACUGCAUGUCGGAGCCUCGCUCGCUGUCUGGCUGUCUGAAGGAGAACUACGCUGACUGUCUCCUGGCUUACUCUGGCCUUAUUGGAACCGUGAUGACCCCCAACUACCUGCGCUCCCCAAAAAUCAGCGUCUCCCCUUACUGCGACUGCACCAACAGUGGCAACAACAAAGAUGACUGCGACAAGUUCACAGAGUUUUUUACAGAGAACACCUGCCUCCGUAACGCCAUCCAGGCCUUCGGGAAUGGAACGGACAUCGGCAUGUGGCCGCCGAUAUCUCCUGUUCAGACCACCACUUCCAUCACCACGCCCUACCAAAGAAAUCGUGAACGCAACCCCAACACCAUAGACAACCACAUCAACGCCGACUCCAGCCUCUACCACUUCUGUGGCAACUUACAGGCUCAGAAACUACAUUCAAACACCACUGUUGAUGUCUGUUCAUCUGAUCCCCAAGCUCCGAAGGUAGAUGGUCCAAGCGCAUCCAAUGCCAUCCUGCGAGGCUCGGCGGUCUGCAGACAGGCUGCAAGCGUCACCUCCUUGCUGCCCCUGCUGCUCUACUUUGGCUACUUGUAGCCUUGCUGCCAGAAAGCUGCAAAUUAUGGACUGAGAAAAUCAUAUUUGUAUAAAAGAAAGCAAAAAAGGAAAAUGAUAUUCUUUCUUUUUCAGUACCUUUUGUGCUUUUGUUGUCCCUGGAUCUUUUCAUUUACACUUUUGUUUCCCAAUCUGUUGGCAUUUGCACUACAGCUUAAUGCUAAAAUCGUGAUUUAUUAGACAUUUUGACUUCAUUCCAGCUGGUUUGAUCAGAAAUGUGGAUUUGAAGCAUUUAUAAGUUCCACUUGAGCAGAAAGAUGUGACAGAAUAUCCUUGAGGACUACGUUCCACUGAUGGAUGAGCGAACAGCUUUGAAAUACAGUGUAAAUUAACAUCAGUUUUCAGAAUUCCCCAUUCAAGUUUUCACCCGUUUAUGUUUGCGUGUUGAGGCUUUUUGGUGGGAUCAAUUGCUUAAGAGUCACAGUAAGUUCAGUGAAGCUGAGGCAGCGUUUUUUUGGUGUUGUUCAGUCUCCUUUGUGAUUUGUGUAUGUUUUGAUAAUGAUGUGAUCUGGUAUUUUACAUUUUUAUGAGCUUAACUAAAGACCCAAAUGCACAUUACCUGCUUAAAAGCAGUGGAAAAGUUUCAAAGGCCGCACCCAGAAAUGUCUUCACUGUAUUUCUUUCUAAACACUAACACAGCUGAUAAGCACACAUGGCAAGGUCCUACAAACAAAUACAUCACAUGUCACACAUGAGACAAUGAAUAUAGACAUGCAUAAAUCAAACAUCAAUGUUGGAGCCACUCCUGUCGUCUGUUCCUGCACCUGAUAAAAACUCUCCAUUCUUUAGUUCCUUUGUGGAAGACAACAACAAAGCUCCUGAACAAUAUGGUUGAAACUCAUGCACCUGAUAAAUUGUCAAUUGUUUUCAACAACUCUUACUUAAAACUACCUGAAAUUCUAUGCUUCCCUAAUGUCAGAGUGGGUUUUAAUUGAUUAUUUUCUGAAACCCUUCCAAUCCCACACCCUGUGUUAAUUGGUUAUAACCCAACAAUUACAGGUUUUUGACAGAAUUUCUUAGAAGGUAAAUUUGUCCUCUUUGUCCAUCUUUUCUAUCUCCAGCAGCCAUUGGGCAAGAGGUGAGGUGUGCCGUGGAAAGUCCCCAGUCCAUCAGGGAACAAAACAGACAUGCUUUGGACAAACAAUCAUAAAUAAAUCACUCAUACACACCACAUGAGCAAUUUAAAGCUGCCAGUUAAGCUUAGGACUGUGUGAAGAAACUGGAUAACUGGACAUGCAAAGACCGUAGGUUUGGAAUUUAACCCAAGACAAUGUCUUGGUGUUCACUGUUCAGUUUCACAGUGCUUUGCAAAAGUGUUUCCACCCCUUAAACUACUUCCACUUUUCUUCAUGACAACCAGAAUUAUUAGUUUAUGUUAUGCAUAUUUCAAGACACUGUACUUCAUAAACUAUGCAAACUUUUAACAGACAACACAGCUUAGCCUCAGUUUUAUUGGUCUCAACUAUAAUUUCUCAAUCUUGUCAAAAAUUCUCAGUUUGAUUUAAGACAGGACUUUGACUGUGUCAAUCUAACACAAUAUCACUUUUAGCAGUAUGUUUAAGUUUAUUCUGCUAAAAGGUGAACUACUGUCCCUGGAUUUAGCUCCAUUUUCACCUACUGGAAAAGAAAAUGCCACCACGAUACUUCUGCCACCAUACAUCACAGUGGGAUAGCUCAAUGAAGUGAGAGAUGGAGCGUUCAAGAGGUGUGAUUGUACAAAGCACAGUACGUACUGUCUCUGAUAAGCAUAGUAACUGCUGACAGAUUAAGAAAUGUAUUUAAAGACUAUUGACACUAACGGUGACUUGUAAAAAACCCAUUGUGAAGCAAAAUAUAAAAUUUUUAGCAGCUUAGGAUUCAAGCAUCUUUAACAGAAGAUGCAGAAAUAUCCUUUAAUAAACUGUGUUUUCUCUGCAAAGUUGUAAGCCACUGUAAAAAGCUUUGUAACUAAAAGAUUUAUCUUUUUGUGCUGGAGCGUUGGAUGUCCAACGCUCCAGAACUUCCUGCUCAAAAUUACUAAUUUGGUGCAAACAUUUCAAGCUGUGGUGUAUUAGAGGCAUUGUGGAAAAAAAGGAGUAAAUUUCCACCAAAAAAACGGACAUAUUUUGAGAUUAAUCUCAGAAAUUUCAGAGACAAAAACGAGGGAAUUUUUGAUAUCUAAAAGUUGAAAAUUUGAUAGAAAAAAACUCAGACACUGUAAGACUAAUCUAAAAAGUGUUCUACUAAACACUUGGAAAUGUCAGAAAUGUAUUAAAAAAUUUAUUAAUCUCAAAAUGUAUUUAUUUUUUCUUGCAAUGCUUUGCUAUUUCAAACUCAAAAAUUAGUUUUUUCUCAAAUUUAUUAGAUUAAUUUAUCAAUUUCUUAGUUUCUUGGCACACAUUUACUACACUUUUUUUUUUUUUACUUUACUUUUGUAUCUAUAAUGGCCCUGAUAAGCCAUCACAGAAAACAAAACUUCCAAUGUUUUUUUUUUUUUUUUUAAGAAAAAUCAGCUCCCACAUCUGGCAGUAAUGAGAAUCAAAAAUACAUAAUGUCUUUCAAGUUCUACAGGUGACAUUUUAGUUCCAGUUUAUCUAAAUUAUGUGGAUUGUCAUGUUGAAACAUGAUAGUGGGGAAAUGUUUGGUACUACAUUAACCUUAUUCAUGGAAUAUUGGUGCCUGGAUAUUUAAGGAAAAUAUCUACAAUAGCAAUGACUGUAGAUGAUACUUGAUGGAAUUAUUUCAUUUGAAUCAGUCAGUAACAAUGAGAAUGUAAAAUAUUUUGUUUAACUAUACGAACAGCCUGCGGCAGUCUGGCAAUCUGUCCAGGGUGAUCCCGCCUCUCGCCCGGAACAUAGCUGGAGAUAAACCAGAACCUCUUGACCUCACUGGGGAUGAGGGUGAACAGAAAAUGGAUGGAUGGAUGGAUGGAUGGAUGGAUGGAUGGAUGGAUGGAUGGAUGAUGGAUGGAUGGAUGGAUGGAUGGAUGGAUGGACGGACGGACGGACGGACGGACGGACGGAUGGACGAUGGAUGGAUGGAUGGAUGGAUGGAUGGAUGGAGGAUGGAUGGAUGGAUGGAUGGAUGGAUGGAUGGAUGAUGGAUGGAUGGAUGGAUGGAUGGAUGGAUGGAUGGAUGGAGGAUGGAUGGAUGGAUGGAUGGAUGAUGGAUGGAUGGAUGGAUGGAUGGAUGGAUGGACGGAUGGAUGAUGGAUG